Messenger RNA from Cebus imitator (Panamanian white-faced capuchin), 1896 nucleotides. RefSeq names its product zinc finger protein OZF-like. Bases 104 to 1618 code for a protein of 504 amino acids. Gene Ontology annotation, cellular component: nucleus. The record is from RefSeq and is a predicted model, not a curated record. Gene Ontology annotation, biological process: regulation of transcription by RNA polymerase II. Lineage: Eukaryota; Metazoa; Chordata; Mammalia; Primates; Cebidae. Gene Ontology annotation, molecular function: RNA polymerase II cis-regulatory region sequence-specific DNA binding; DNA-binding transcription activator activity, RNA polymerase II-specific. The transcript has a single exon.
AAUUUGAAACAAGCCUCCUGUCCUGCAGAUAAUCCCCUGGACUUCUUUCUGGGUGUGUUAAAUAUAUAUUUGUACUGGGACUGUCUCUUCCUACAGUGUCAACAUGCACUUCACUGUCAUUUCAUUGUCUUUAGAUUGUUGGUGUGAAACAGAGAAUGAGGAGGUACCUUCUGAGCAGAGUGUUUCUGUAGAAAGACUGUCACAAGUUAGGGUUCCCACAUCAAGUUCCCACAUCAAGCAGGCCCACUCCUGUGAGAUGUGUGGCCCAAUCUUACAAGACGUUGUUCCCCUGGCUGAGCACAAGGGAACACAUCUAAGGGAGAAAAUGUACACAUAUUGGGCAUUUGAGAAACAAUUCUAUUCCAAUACAAAUCAUCAGUGCCAGAAGCAGCACAUUGGAGUGAAACCCUUCAGAAGUGAGGUGAACAAAGUGUCAUUUGUGACGAGCUGCACAUUCAGUGAGUCACAGAAGCCCUCUACCUGCAUGGAUCUUGGGAAGGACUUCCUGGCCAGCUCAAGAUUUCUCCAGCAACUGGCCACUCCUACCAGGGAAAAGUCAAGGAGCAGAACCUUAUGUUGGACUGCCUUUCACAGGGGAAAAACACAUUACAACUGGGGAAAGUGCAACAAAGCCUUCAGCCACAAGCACAUACUUGUUGAGCCUCAGAGAGCCCACACUAAAGAAACAUGUUACAUGUGCAAUGAAUGUGGGAAGUCCUUUAGCCAUAACUCUAGCCUCAUCAAACACCAGAGAGUUCACACUGGAGAAAGACCUUAUAAGUGUGGAGAAUGUGGCAAGUCCUUUAGCCAAAGCUCAAACCUUUUUCAACAUCGGAGAGUUCACACUGGAGAAAGGCCUUAUAAGUGCAGGGAAUGUGGGAAAUCCUUUAGCCAAAGCUAUAGCCUCAAUAACCAUCGAAAAAUUCACACUGGAGAAAGACCUUAUGAAUGCAAUGAAUGUGGGAAAUCCUUUAGCCAAAGAUCCAACCUCAUUCAACAUCAGAGAAUUCACACUGGAGAAAGGCCUUAUGAGUGCAGCAAAUGUGGGAAAUCCUUUAGCCAAAGCUCUGCGCUACUGCAACACCAUAGUGUUCACACUGGAGAAAGACCUUUUAAGUGUGGUGAAUGUGGAAAAUUUUUUACCUACAAUUCCAGUCUCAUAAAACACCAGAAAGUUCACACUGGAUUGAAACCUUAUGAGUGCGCUGUAUGUAGGAAAUCAUUUAGUCAUAAUUGUAGCCUCAUUCUACAUCUGAGAGUUCAUACUGGAGAAAGGCCUUAUGACUGUAAUGAAUGUGGGAAAUCCUUUAGCCAAAGGUCUGCACUUCUUAAACACCGCAGAGUUCACACUGGAGAAAGGCCCUAUGAGUGCAGUGAAUGUGGGAAAACAUUUAGGCGAAGCUCCAAUUUCAGUGAUCAUCGGAGAGUUCACACUGGAGAAAGGCCUUAUGAAUGUGACCGGUGUGGAAAAUCUUUUAGCAAAAGCUCUGGCCUCACUCGACAUCAGCAAGUUCACACUGGAAUAGGGCCUUAUGGGUGUGUUGAAUAUGAGAAAUCCAUCAACCAAAAGCCUUACCUCAUCAGUUACCACAAAGUUCACAUGAGAAAAACACCUUAGAUGUCCUGGGAAUGUGCUAUUUCUUUAUUAAAUAUAACAACAUUGGAGGAGAUGCAGUGUUGGUGCCAUCUGCCUGAAUUGAACCUCAUUCUUUCAGACAUCCAUGUACAUUCCAGGUAUGUGGGAGAAUUUGAGGAAUUGUAUUGUGCUUUCAAAUCUGCCCAGGGCUCUUGCCAGAUUUUUAUCACUAUUAGGAUUGUAAUCCAAGCCAUUUGACUUCCACCAGCCAGGUGGAACACACAAUGAGCAUCAUUGACCCACGUCAGUUUGCUUUAAGG